This is a messenger RNA of Cuculus canorus (common cuckoo), 2418 nucleotides long. Its product is annotated as deoxyribodipyrimidine photo-lyase. Lineage: Eukaryota; Metazoa; Chordata; Aves; Cuculiformes; Cuculidae. The transcript has 11 exons. Bases 268 to 2184 code for a protein of 638 amino acids. The record is from RefSeq and is a predicted model, not a curated record. Gene Ontology annotation, molecular function: deoxyribodipyrimidine photo-lyase activity. Gene Ontology annotation, biological process: photoreactive repair.
GCAAACGUUGGGACGACAUUUGCAGUUUUGCGGGCCCAUGACAUCCUGGUGAUGCUGCCGUCCGGACAGGGCUGUUUGGUGCUGCCGAGCAGGUCACAGCAAAGGCAACAAGCCCAAUAGGAAUGAAGGCUCAGCAAGAGGGUUCAACUGAGACCAAGAUCUGUGCCCAGACAAAUGCACAUGAGAGGCAAAAGAAAUAAAGCCAAGCCAUUUGUUCUAGUGCUGCAAAGAGCAGGCCUAUUUGUGUGCUGAAAUGUCCAAGAACAAAUGGCACCCACAAUGUGGGUGAAGCAACCCCGGAACCACCCGUCACCCUUGAAAAUGAUGCUUCCCCACUCAUCACCAACCCGAUGGAGCACAUUGCAUCCCACUCAGCCCUUACCCAGUGUGAGGUCCAGCAUGGCAAUGCUCAGCAGCAGCAGGGGCAGGGGCAACCCUCUUCUCUGCCUACCCAUCUCCAGAGCCAGCGUCCCUGCUCCCUGCAUGGGAAAGGUCCCUAUACCCGAGGAUGCAGGGCGGGAGGAUGAUGCCAGCGGGGCGCUACACUCCCAAGUGACGGCUAAAGGUCAUGCCCCUUUUCCAGAGGGUCACGCCCCCUCCCGCGCUUGUGUAACACCCGAAACCGCGUGGCUGCCAGCAACCACGUUGCUCCGGGCCUCCAUCCUGGCAGUCCUGAGGAUGCGGCGGGGACAAAGGAAGAGAAAGGCUGAGGCCACCGAGGUACCACCGGUGUCUCGGAGGAGGAAGGAGGAAGAGGAGGCGCUGCAGGAGCGGCGAAGGGCGGCCCCGUCCGUGCGGGAGUUCAAGUACAACAAAAAGCGGGUUCGCCUCGUCUCGCAGGGCUCGGAGCUGAAGGAGGAUGCGCGGUGCAUCCUUUACUGGAUGUCCCGGGACCAGCGGGUGCAAGAUAACUGGGCUUUCCUCUAUGCCCAGCGCCUGGCCCUCAAACAGCAGCUGCCCCUGCACGUCUGCUUUUGCCUGGUGCCCAAAUUCCUGGAUGCCACCAUCCGCCACUACGGUUUCAUGCUGAAGGGCCUGCAGGAGGUGGCCAAGGAGUGUGCGGAGCUGAACAUCCCCUUCCAUUUGCUUCUGGGCUAUGCCAAGGAUGUGCUGCCCACGUUUGUGGUGGAGCAUGGUGUGGGUGGGCUGGUGACAGACUUCUGCCCCCUCCGUCUUCCCCGGCAGUGGGUGGAGGACGUCAAGGAGCGUUUGCCGGAGGACGUGCCGUUUGCACAGGUUGAUGCCCACAACAUCGUGCCAUGCUGGGUCGCCUCCCCCAAGCAAGAGUACAGUGCCAGGACCAUCCGGGGCAAGAUCCACGCUCAGCUCCCCGAGUUCCUCACUGAGUUCCCCUCUGUCAUUCGUCACCCACAUCCGCCCUCCUGCCCGGUAGAGCCCAUCGCUUGGGAGGCCUGUUAUUCCAGCUUGCAGGUGGACCGCAGUGUGGAGGAGGUGGAGUGGGCGACCCCCGGCACAGCUGCGGGGCUGGCUGUACUGCAGUCCUUCAUCACAGAGCGGCUGAAAUUCUUUGGCUCCCACCGGAAUGACCCUAACAAGGCAGCGCUCAGCAACUUGUCCCCAUGGUUCCACUUUGGCCAGGUUUCCACCCAACGAGCCAUUCUGGAGGUACAGAAACACCGAAGCAAGUACAAGGAGUCAGUGGAUGCAUUUGUGGAAGAGGCCGUAGUGCGGCGGGAGCUGGCUGAAAACUUUUGCUACUACAAUGAGAAUUAUGACAGUGUGCAAGGUGCCUGUGACUGGGCACAAACCACGCUGAAACUCCACGCCAAAGACAAGAGGCCUUUUCUCUAUGAGCUGCAGGAGCUGGAGCAGGGAACUACACAUGACGCACUCUGGAAUGCUGCCCAGCUCCAAAUGGUCCGGGAGGGCAAGAUGCACGGCUUCCUGCGGAUGUACUGGGCCAAGAAGAUCCUGGAAUGGACUCACUCCCCUGAGAAGGCCUUGCAAUUUGCCAUCUACCUCAAUGACCGCUACGAGCUGGAUGGGAGGGACCCCAAUGGAUAUGUAGGCUGCCUCUGGUCCAUCUGCGGCAUCCACGACCAGGGCUGGGCAGAGCGGGCUGUCUUCGGGAAGAUUCGCUACAUGAACUACGCCGGCUGCAAGCGCAAGUUUGACGUGGGCAAGUUUGAGCGCCGCUAUGCGCCCUGCAUGCUCUCCCAGUGAUGGGCACAGCAUGCCUCGAAAUUGCUUAUGCCCCUCUACGCUGGGGACAGAUGUGCCUUUGCCAAGGUGCCAGCUCACACCUUCCAUCCCAGCCAGGGAUCCCCGGCACUGUUGGAGGGCUCACUGGAACAGCAGCAAGCCCCAAGGUUUCGGAGGUCUCUCUUCUCUGCCAUCACCCGCUGCUCGAGCUGCCUCGCUGGGGCGGCUGCUGGAGCCCCGCAGGGCCGUGCAGGG